Messenger RNA from Metopolophium dirhodum (rose-grain aphid), 552 nucleotides. RefSeq lists its product as uncharacterized. Gene Ontology annotation, molecular function: zinc ion binding; nucleic acid binding. The transcript is spliced from 9 exons. Lineage: Eukaryota; Metazoa; Arthropoda; Insecta; Hemiptera; Aphididae. The coding region runs from base 1 to 552 and encodes 183 amino acids. The record is from RefSeq and is a predicted model, not a curated record.
AUGAGCGUCUUCAACAUAAGUAACAGCUGCACCGUCUAUGUCAACCACGGGCAAGACUGCGCUCAGCCCAAGCCCAGAGGUGGCCCGUUGAAAGGGGGCGGUGGUGGUGGUGAUGGCGAUGGCGGUGGCGGUGGCGGUGGAGGUCGCGACCGAACCAAGCCCAGAAGUGGCCCGUCUAAAAGAGGCGGUGGUGGUGGUGGUGGUGAUAGCGGUGAGGGUCGCCACCGACAAUGUUAUAACUGUGGUAAACAGGGACAUUUGUCCCGGGAUUGCGCCAAGUCCAGAGGUGGCCCGUCCAAAAGGGGCGGUGGCGGUGGCAGGGGUCGUGAUGGUGGUAGGCGGAGGGGUGGUGAUGGUGGACGGUCUACUGAAAACGGCCUCGCCGCGGCCGAAGAAGGACCUCAAUCAGACCGCCGAAACUCCGCAGCCGCCAAACGUAAGGAUAUAUCAGAGCUCUACGUCACUGCAAGGGAGACGCCACCGAGCCCACCGCCAAACGUCGAAAUGAGUGAUGUCUCCUACAUGGCUGGGGAAGAAGAUGUAAGGAUAUAA